This is a messenger RNA of Radiomyces spectabilis, 783 nucleotides long. Its product is annotated as WD40-repeat-containing domain protein. The transcript has 2 exons. Lineage: Eukaryota; Fungi; Mucoromycota; Mucoromycetes; Mucorales; Radiomycetaceae. The record is from RefSeq and is a predicted model, not a curated record. Gene Ontology annotation, molecular function: protein binding. Bases 1 to 783 code for a protein of 260 amino acids.
AUGGGUCAUAAAAGGUAUGGUUACGUCGCUUUAGCCGGAGCACGAGGUAUGGCCAUGGUGCAUGAAACAAGCACUGGCUGGUCGGCGUCUUUCAACUCGGGUCCAGGCAUGAACAAUUCCAUCCGUCUUUCCCGUCAUCAGAAUGAGAUCCGGGUAACUGUCUGCAACAACGAUCACACCAUCAAAGUGUACCGGGUUCCCUCGAUGGAAAAACUAUUCACGUUAAACAUGCCGACCGCCAUCAAUCACACUGCCAUGAGUCCCGAUGGAACGAAAAUGUUGGCGGCUAGUGACGGUGGAGAUGUGUAUGUUUACGAUGUGCAGGGAGCGGGCGAGUAUAAGCUGUUGGCGACAUACAAGGCAUCGAGUGAACCGGCGCUGUCGUGCGCAUGGAAUCAGUCAUCGGAAAUUUUUGCCGUCACCAGUCAAGAUGGGUUUAUCAAUGUGUGGAAUAUCCAUGGCGAGAAACUAUGUCAACUGGGAUCGACCGAAGGCCGCAAAACACGACGAGCAGCGAGAGCCGUGCAAUUCAGUAAAGGACCUUUGGACUUGCUCGCUUACUCGGAACAUGUGUCCACGGUCAACAUUAUUGAUACACGCACCUUCAAGUCACGACAAGUGGUUCGGUUGGCUCCCUCGGACAUGGAUUACCAUAUUGCCGGUAUGACUUUCUCGCCUGACAAUCAGUCACUAUUUGUUGCAUUGGAGAAGUCCCUUGUCGAAUUGAAAGUCGAUGUCAGUGCAAGACGUCAAUUCCCGUCCCACCGGAUACACUUGUUCUAA